This is a messenger RNA of Trypanosoma brucei brucei TREU927, 3180 nucleotides long. RefSeq lists its product as hypothetical. The transcript has a single exon. The record is from RefSeq and is a predicted model, not a curated record. The coding region runs from base 1 to 3180 and encodes 1059 amino acids. NCBI's taxonomy places the organism in Eukaryota, Euglenozoa, Kinetoplastea, Trypanosomatida, Trypanosomatidae.
AUGGACGGCUGCGUCAACUACAGUGCAGCGGGCGGUAGUAAUGAGGCGGGGAGGGUGCAUUCGUCCCGGUUUCAAAAUGUAAGAAGAGUGGUGAGUAGCGAUGUGAAUGUGACAAGCAUCGGAGGUCUCCCCGCCAUUCAAAAUGCAUCCGGGCAGAGGGAAACCCCCUCACAAAACCCAUUGUCGCUGAACGCAUCGGAGAGUAAAGCAAGGGCAAACCGAAUUAUGAUACAAGAACGCUGGCGAAGUGUCCUCCUAGAGUACGAAGUAGGUCUAAAGGAGCUGGUAACGAACAGCAUGGAGGAACCACCGAGCGCCAUACGCACCAUGAAAACGUUUCAGCUGUACGACUCCGUCACCCGCGCGGUUGCGCAGCAAUCGCCUGAGUUCGGUAACAUGCUGAGAAUGUUUCGCAUGGAAUUUUGUCGGGCGAUAUUUACUCAACCCACCCUCACUGCCAGUUAUCUUCAUCCGGAGGACGAAGGUUCCGGGCAGAGUGAGGAGCUGGGUGCGACAUAUUUUGAUCAAACGGAGAUGCUGCUACGCGAGAAUGCCGCAUUGCGUCUCGAAGUAAACCUUGGAAACACACGAGACAAUCUGGCAAGACUAAGACAGGAACUUGAAAAUUUUAGAGAAGCAGUAACGUACUAUGAAAAUGAAGUAAGUCGCCUUGAGAGGGAGAAUGAGCGAUAUGCAGCAAGCUAUGUGACCGCGAGGGAUGAGUUGACGAGCGAGCGGGAGAAGAAUAGGAAAAUCAAGAACGAAUUCGAUGACGUGCGGCUGCGGCUGUUGCAAGAAAAUAAGGACCUCCACUUGCGUAUUUGCAGGCUGCGGAAGUGUCUCAGUGAUAACGAAUCUGUAUUCGUGAAGGAUGCGUACAAGGUAAUAAAAGAUAAGCGAAUGACCCUGCUCCAAGGAUUAUUUGAACAGGGCGAUGAGCGAGUUGUGCUUUUGGUGAUGCUUAGCCAGUUGGAGAGUCGUAUGAACGAACUGCUUGACCAAUACGAUAGGGACGUCUUGUUUGGCGAUUAUGCCGGAGAGUACGAACAGUGUAGGCGAACACUUGGUGUCGUUGCUCUGUUAAUAGAGGAGAUGCACUUGUGUGAGCAACGGUAUAUGCAAUUACUCCCACGUGAUGGGAAAUUAAUAAAUGACGAACAGGAUGAGACGGAUGUAUUCGCCUCCCUCCUGAGCGACCCUCGCAUGUACGAGGCACUGGUGGCCAGGUUGUGUAUUCGGCAGGGUGGAAGCUCUAAGACUACACCGCAACUUUUGAAAUUGGUAGACGAUGCUCUUCCUGACGGUCCAGAGGUUAGGAUGUCCCUUGCUGUGUAUAAAGGGGCGCAAACAACAAGUCCAGCAGAAUCCAACACGCAAAAUAGUGUUUCGGCAGUGAGGGAGAUGGAUGACACUGUAGCGCAGGUACCCGCCCCAAGCAGGAAGGUAUCAAUUCUUUAUAGCCACGAUGGUAAUCCCGACACUUCCUCAAAUACAAUUCCUAAUGAUUCGUUUUGUCAUCUGCGCACAGCAUCGUCACCAGAUGACUCGGAAGAGGCGGCGAAGAGAAAAUCUGAAGGAGAGGCUGGGGAACCGCAAAAACCACCGAUUAUCCAAAAGUUGGGGGGGAAGAAAUUUCCUUUGGAGAUGCCCCAAUCAUUCGUGGAUCUUCCUGAAGAAAUGUUCGAAGAGGCCAAGCGAAAGCAAGAAGAGUGGGUGGCGAAUAUCCUUCUGACGAGUGACGAAGGCGAUCAACUGCUCCAGCGCGUGAAGGCUGGCGGCGCCUCUAGCAGCCACUUGACGAAAGGAGAGCAGCUCAUGCGGCACUUUCUUAUGAAACCGAUGUUGGAUGUGAGCGCCAAUAAGUUUCACUGUGGAAUCGACGUCUUUACCGGUCCUGCACAGCAUACACAAGCUCUUCUGUGUUCUGUCAAUCAUGUGGACCCUGUUGAACCAUUUGCUGUACCUCAGGGGACGCGCUUCAUGCAUAUAAAGUAUCGCAAUGUACUGCGAGAAGAGGCAGUUGUUAAAGGAGAUGAUUCCUCAAACAAUCUAUCCGUGUCGGAGGCUCUUGAGGAAUGGGGUGGUAAGACGAUAUUUACACGUGUCGAUUGCGCCCACGAGCAAAAUAAGAAUGAAGUGGCCGAAAUGUUGAGUAAGUCACAUUUGUUUGGUGAACUCAAGCCAUCCAACUACUCAAAAAGCCUCCUGAAAGGUGUUAUGGCAUCUUCUUCAACAUCACCCGCAACUGCAGUGUUUUUACGCCUUAACCCUCUUUCACCUAACCGGUCGCCAGAGUGGUUGCUUUACCAGAAUAUGUUUGGCGGCUAUAGGCCGAUUACUCCGAGACUCAUUGAUGUGUCUACUAUCGGGCACAUUUUACUAAACUCGUGCGAACGCCACUUUCAACGGGCGGAAGAGCGGUACCUCCGGUGCCUAGAGCAAACUAAAACUCGAGCAACUAAUAGUGAAAUGGUACGUAUGCUGGUUGAGUCAGUCUUCAGGGAGUCGUAUGUUUUGACGGAAUUCCAAGAGUCAUUUGUAAAGGAACUAGAGUCUCGUUAUUGCUACCCAGAACUCGUGGCGAAGACCAUGUACGAAAUUUUGUGUUACUUUGAUGCAACGAUGGCGGCACAGCCACUGGUGGAUCUCUACCUUAGCUGCAUUCGGGGUUUCGAGUCCCCUACACGUAUUCAUUACAUCACGUACGUAAUGCACCAGAUAUCGGCCAACUGGCCUUCCUCCAACCCAGAGGAAGCAAUAGAAAAGGAGGACGUACUCACAUUACUUGAACAUGUAUAUAAGAGAGCUUCCGGUGUGAUAAGUAUGGGCCCCAGUGAAAUCAUCUCUGAGUACCAACUAGCCACACACUCUGCUCCAAUUACACUCAACGCACUCCGUGGUUACCUGGUGACUAUCAUGCUUCAUUAUGAAGAUCCAUUGUCACUUUACUUUAAUGGUCUGCUUAGUUACCGUGCGAAGUCCAACUCUGUUGUGACCAUGAACUAUGAACAAUUUGAGGCAGCAUUGGAGGGGACAUGGGAGGAGGCGGUGGAGGGAAAACUUUUCAUCCGGUACCUUGUUUCUGGAUGUGGUUUCAACAAAACCGAGGAACUUUCAACAAAGGAAUUGGCAUGUGUCGCGACGAGUAUGUGGAGUUCACACAUGUGGAAGAGUAUGUAA